This is a messenger RNA of Periophthalmus magnuspinnatus, 1917 nucleotides long. RefSeq names its product glomulin-like. The coding region runs from base 1 to 1755 and encodes 584 amino acids. The record is from RefSeq and is a predicted model, not a curated record. The transcript has 18 exons. Lineage: Eukaryota; Metazoa; Chordata; Actinopteri; Gobiiformes; Gobiidae. Gene Ontology annotation, molecular function: ubiquitin-protein transferase inhibitor activity. Gene Ontology annotation, cellular component: cytoplasm.
AUGAAUGAAGCGCAGGUGAAUGACAUGAUCCAGCGAUGGAGAACCACUCCUGAUGACGACCUGAAGCCAGAGGACUACAAACAGUUCCAGAGAAUUGGAUCGGCCUGUAUCUCUCAGGGUGAAACUGCACAGCUUCUUAAAUUUAUUCAGGAUGACAACAAUAAGGGGAUUGUGAAGUCUAUGGGCUGCACUCUUUUGUCCCCUCUGCUCUGUCAAAUACUCAACAAAGAAAAAAACUACAACCAUUGUCAAACUGCAUUCGCCUAUCUGACCGAGACCUGCUGUUCAAAGAGGGCAUUCCGCAGUCUGUUGGAGCUGAUUAAAGACACUAAUCCAGGGGUCAUUUCUGAAACCACCGUCAUUCUUACUCCACAUCUGCAAACAGUUGUACUCAGACUGAAUGCAGAUCAGGCAGUUUGUGUGGGGCAGUCCCUGUCCUCCCUGCAUUCCCAGCUGUCCCGUCUGCCUGUGCCCUACACUUCAGAGCAGGAGGACCUGUACGGCCUGGGACGCUGCCUCUUCGCUCUAACCGCGUUUAUCAGACCCUUUGUGGAGAAAGUGAAACUAAACAGCAGCAAAUGGGUCACGGCCAAAGAAGACGAGGAGCUCAGAGUGGAAUUACUCAAGUUCUGCAUGAGGAGCCUGCGGGAGCCAUUACUUGAAGCUCAUUUGUGCAGGAACAGCACAUCUCCACUUUGGAUGUUUGCUAAUGAUAUAAUGAUGACACUUUGUGAAGUCCAGGGGCCGCUUCCAGACAUUUUAUUUUUUAACUCUUUGAGGAAACACAUCUCAGACAAUGAUCAGUCUGUAGAGUCCAGAGCAUGUGUGGCCUACCUGCUCUUUGUCCAACAGAUCACAACAGACAGCUUUCCAGCAGUAUUUAGCCCUGUAUUUAUUCUACAGUGCAACAUGCAGUACAUUGACCAAAUGCUCAAUAGCAAAAAAGAAUCCCACUUACUCAAAGGACUGGCCCUGUACAAAAUCAGUUUAGAGACUAUUGAGAAUCGCAGUCUGUCUGUGAAACUACUAGAACUCAGCACUUUCUGCAGUGUUUCACAGAAACUUUGUUAUAUUCUUCGAGAGUGCCCAAUUAAACAUUUGAAAGAAUCUGGGUUCCAAAUUUUACAGAUGUUCAUUGACAAAUUAGACGCUGAAGCCAGGCAUAAGUUCUUCAGAUGCAUGUUGAAAACCAGCAACCACUCAGGCAUAGAGGGCUUCAUAGUGAAAAACAUCAGGAAUGAGGUGGAAUUCUGCUUAAAGUAUGGAAACAAAAACAAAUGGUUUCUGGGACCUGAGCUUUCACUGCUGUUGGAGCUAGUGCUGUGUUUCCCUCAUGGUUCAGAAACAGAUUUGUUAAACAACAUGGACAAAAUCAUGGAGAGCCUCAAUCUUCUGCGUUAUCUUCUGCUUCGAGGCAAAGAGUUAACAAUCCAUACUGCAGUAUGGACAGAGCUAUGCAGAUUUAGAAAUGAGUAUGUUAAAAUGCUCCGAGUUUGUCUCACCUUAUCCAGAGCUUACUACUCCUCUCAACUCAAAUCACUGCAGGAGGACCGCAAGCUAAAGGCUCAAGAGGUCAGAGAUGCAGUUGGAGACAAAGUAUUACUUCAGAAAAUCAAAUUGAAACAGGAGAAAGUAUCCAGUCUGUCUCCAGAGGUCCAGUACCAGGUUUUACAGAGUGCCAUGGUAACCUUUGAUCUGAUGGAGAGCCUAAUUUUCCGCAUUGAGGAGAUUACAGAGGAAAGAAUAAAAACUUAAAGAUGCACUGUGUUUCUCAAGGAAGGUCUGUCACCUGCUUGUCCUCAUGGAGAUGUUACUGUUACGCCUGGAAUGUUUCACAGUUUGGCAUUAAAUUGAUCUAUUUCCAUGGAGACAAGCAUGUGACACCAUGAGGCAUGUUAUAGGUCAGAUUUGUGGAGA